Messenger RNA from Gracilinanus agilis (Agile Gracile Mouse Opossum), 2319 nucleotides. It is a transcript of the gene SEMA3A, whose product is annotated as semaphorin 3A. Gene Ontology annotation, molecular function: semaphorin receptor binding; neuropilin binding; chemorepellent activity. The coding region runs from base 1 to 2319 and encodes 772 amino acids. Gene Ontology annotation, biological process: neural crest cell migration; negative chemotaxis; motor neuron axon guidance. The record is from RefSeq and is a predicted model, not a curated record. Lineage: Eukaryota; Metazoa; Chordata; Mammalia; Didelphimorphia; Didelphidae. The transcript has 17 exons.
AUGGGUUGGCUCCGUAGGAUUGCCUAUCUUUUCUGGGGAGUAUUACUAGCAGCAAGAGCGAACUAUCAAAAUAUGAAGAAUAAUGUGCCAAGACUGAAAUUAUCCUAUAAAGAAAUGUUGGAAUCCAACAAUGUUAUCACUUUCAGUGGCCUGACUAACAGCUCCAGUUAUCAUACUUUCCUUUUGGAUGAGGAACGGAGUAGACUGUAUGUUGGAGCAAAGGAUCACAUAUUUUCAUUCAGCCUGGUUAAUAUCAAGGAUUUUCAAAAGAUUGCAUGGCCAGUUUCUCAUACUCGAAGGGACGAGUGCAAGUGGGCUGGAAAAGAUAUUUUGAAAGAAUGUGCUAAUUUCAUCAAGGUGCUUAAGGCUUAUAACCAAACUCACUUGUAUGCCUGUGGAACAGGGGCUUUUCAUCCAAUUUGCACCUACAUUGAAAUUGGACGCCAUCCUGAGGACAACAUUUUUAAGCUGGAGGAUUCACAUUUUGAAAAUGGCCGUGGAAAGAGUCCAUAUGACCCCAAACUGCUGACAGCAUCUCUUUUAAUAGAUGGAGAGUUAUACUCUGGAACUGCAGCUGAUUUUAUGGGACGAGAUUUUGCCAUCUUCCGAACUCUUGGACACCACCAUCCAAUUAGGACAGAGCAGCAUGAUUCCAGGUGGCUAAAUGAUCCCAGAUUCAUUAGUGUCCACCUCAUCCCAGAGAGUGACAAUCCAGAAGAUGACAAAGUCUAUUUUUUCUUCCGUGAAAAUGCAAUAGAUGGAGAGCACUCUGGAAAAGCUACCCAUGCUAGAAUAGGUCAGAUAUGUAAGAAUGACUUUGGUGGACACAGAAGCCUUGUUAAUAAAUGGACAACUUUCCUUAAGGCUCGGCUUAUUUGCUCAGUGCCAGGGCCUAAUGGCAUCGACACUCACUUUGAUGAAUUACAGGAUGUAUUCUUAAUGAAUUCAAAAGAUCCUAAAAACCCAAUCGUCUAUGGAGUAUUCACAACUUCCAGUAACAUCUUCAAGGGGUCAGCUGUGUGUAUGUACAGCAUGACUGAUGUGAGAAGGGUAUUUCUUGGUCCAUAUGCACAUAGGGAUGGUCCGAACUAUCAAUGGGUACCAUAUCAAGGAAGAGUUCCAUAUCCACGACCAGGAACAUGUCCCAGUAAAACGUUUGGAGGAUUUGAUUCCACGAAGGACCUUCCAGAUGAUGUUAUAACAUUUGCAAGAAGUCAUCCAGCAAUGUAUAAUCCAGUAUUUCCUAUUAAUAAUCGCCCAAUCAUGAUCAAAACAGAUGUGAAAUACCAGUUUACACAAAUUGUAGUAGAUCGAGUGGAUGCAGAAGAUGGUCAGUAUGAUGUCAUGUUUAUUGGAACAGAUGUUGGUACCGUUCUCAAAGUAGUUUCUAUUCCUAAGGAAACUUGGCAUGACUUAGAAGAAGUCUUACUGGAAGAAAUGACAGUAUUUCGGGAACCAACCACCAUUACAGCAAUGAAGAUUUCCACAAAGCAGCAACAACUAUAUAUUGGCUCUUCUGCUGGAAUUGCACAGCUACCUCUACAUCGGUGUGAUAUAUAUGGAAAAGCCUGUGCAGAAUGCUGCCUUGCUCGAGACCCAUAUUGUGCUUGGGAUGGCUCUUCAUGCUCUCGCUAUUUUCCUACUGCCAAGAGACGCACAAGAAGACAAGAUAUACGCAAUGGAGACCCACUGACUCACUGUUCAGACCUACAACAUCAUGAUAACUACCAUGGCCACGGUUUUGAAGAAAAAAUCAUCUAUGGAGUAGAAAAUAGUAGCACAUUCUUGGAGUGCAGCCCCAAGUCUCAACGUGCUCUAAUCUAUUGGCAAUUCCAGAGGCAAAAUGAGGAACGGAAAGAAGAGAUCAGAGUGGAUGAUCGUAUCAUCAAAACUGAACAAGGCCUUCUGCUUCGUAGUCUACAGCGGAAAGAUACAGGCGUUUAUCUCUGUCAUGCAGUAGAACAUGGCUUCAUGCAAACUCUUCUUAAGGUGACCUUAGAAGUCAUUGACACGGAUCAUUUAGAAGAGCUUCUUCAUAAAGAUGAUGAUGGCGAUAGUGCCAAGACCAAGGAUAUUUCCAAUAGCAUGACUCCCAACCAGAAGGUCUGGUAUAGAGACUUCAUGCAACUCAUCAACCAUCCCAACCUCAAUACAAUGGAUGAGUUCUGUGAACAAGUUUGGAAAAGGGACCGAAAACAACGUAGACAGAGGCCGGGCAAUUCUCAAGUGAAUAGUAAUAAAUGGAAGCACCUACAGGAAAAUAAAAAGGGUAGAAAUAGGAGGACCCACGAAUUUGAGAGGGCACCCAGGAGUGUUUGA